AUGGGGAGUCCUACCGACUCCUCCGAUACCCUCAUCACUCAUCCAUCCACUGUCCAUUUCCCACCAACAAUCAAGGCUACGGCCACAGGGAUGGACCUUCAACUACAGGCAGAGUCUCCAUCAUCUGUGGUCCCGAAACUCGUCUGCGAAGCCAGCGACAUCAUAUCAGAAGACUCCCAGGAAUCAGCUAAAGGCCGCGUAACGCUGGUCCUACGACGUGGUCGCUUCAGGCUGCUUCAUCAACAACAGUUCAAGAACAGCCUACUUGCCAGUGUCGGAUAUCUCGAGCUCGCCAACGCCGGUGACUUCGCUGCCAACGUCUGGAACGAGGUCCCCGUCCCGAGAUUCGCCGCCAUAUUGAUGGGAAUUGGAGGUACACUGGCCUUAGGAAUGGUAUUGGUUGCUGUGCAAGACUUUCGACUCAGCUGGAAGAAUGUCAAGUUGCUGCGGGCAGAAAGGGCUCACCUGCAACAGCUUCAACGAUCCCCCGACAAGGAUACAGAGCAGAGGCGGCUUGUUGAUAGCCGCCUGGGUGUUUGGAUACGUGAAUAUGGCACCGAAGUGGUUGAUCGGGUGAUUAUGGACCUGUUGAUGGGAUUUGGCUCCAUGCUAGUCGGGAUUGGCACUUUGAUGGCUAUUGGUGGCGCCCACCCUCGGGUAUUCAAGGCUAGCAACCUGCUUUCUGGAUACAUUGGAAAUGGACUGGCUGCUUUCUUCGGUCUUAUCAAUGCUAUUUGGUCAGGAUAUCUCGUCCAUAGAUUCCAUAUGCACCAUGUUGCGGCCUGCGCUCGCCAGCCAAGUGAUGAUAUCAGUCGCCGAUUACAUACCAGGUUUCGACGCUUUCAAUGGCACGCUGGUGUGAAUGGCAUCAAUGGUCUUGUGGCUGGUGCUGCUUCAAUGAUCACCGCUGAGCGUUGGUGGGGAUACGUUAUUCUGAUCCCGUGCAUAAUCUCCUUGAUUCUGUGCAACUACUUCUGGAGAGAGAAAUUGGGCUAUGAUCGUCCACUGCUCGGAUAUACGUCGUCAGUAUAUAAGCAGUUUACUCCACUUCUUGAUGACUUGCAAUACGUGACUAUGAUGCAGCGCAGUCUCGCUGAAUCUGAAAACUCCUUGCCACAAACCAUAGUCAAACUCGACUCACUAGAGUCGAUUCUCCGCUUCAUUGUCCGCGAAAGCAUGUUGGAAACAUACUGCGAGUCUCUUGCUCGCGACAAAAGUACUCGUCAUAUGCUCAGUGAGGUCCAGCCCUCAAAUACAUACCCUGACCAAAUAAUCAUCUCAGUCGAGGCUCUGCUCCGCCUUCCGAGCACACACCUGAAUACAAUCUUUCAGCAUGCAAAAAAGUUCAUGCGAACAACCGCUGUCCGGAUUUUCACACAUCGCGAACGACAUCUCCUCGAGCUUUUAGGUUACGCCAUUUAUCAGGAUCAUAUCAAAGCGACAGCAGAGAAUCAUGACACACUAGAGCUCACAUAA
This is a messenger RNA of Penicillium paradoxum, 1476 nucleotides long. RefSeq lists its product as uncharacterized. The record is from RefSeq and is a predicted model, not a curated record. NCBI's taxonomy places the organism in Eukaryota, Fungi, Ascomycota, Eurotiomycetes, Eurotiales, Aspergillaceae. The transcript has a single exon. The coding region runs from base 1 to 1476 and encodes 491 amino acids.